Cladophialophora psammophila CBS 110553 is the source of this 807-nucleotide messenger RNA. RefSeq lists its product as uncharacterized. The coding region runs from base 1 to 807 and encodes 268 amino acids. Lineage: Eukaryota; Fungi; Ascomycota; Eurotiomycetes; Chaetothyriales; Herpotrichiellaceae. The transcript has a single exon. The record is from RefSeq and is a predicted model, not a curated record.
AUGGGAGCAAAACCCAAGGCUGGCCCAACAACCAAAGACUCACCCAGCCGGUGGACCAAGCCUGACCUGAAGCUCCUCAUUGCAAAGCUCAAAGAAGGCCUCUCUCUAGAACAGAUCGUCAGGGAUUAUUUGCCAGGCAAGAGCGUUAGAUCUUGCCGGGAUCGAGCUCGGCCCUUCCAGUGGACUGGUCAGUUACCGGAAUCAUGCCUACAAACCUCUACUCCAGGAAAGCGCAGAGGACGGCCAAGGACCCGGCAUUUACCCAGCCCAGAAACAAAAGCCUCAUCCUCUAAACAUCAACUGAGAGACAAGCGGGGACGUUAUGCAUGUCAAUCUGGUGGUCCUCCUGACAGUCAUGCACGCAUGGUCGGUAAGAGUUCUCCGCUUGCGCAAUCAAUUUAUUCGAAUGAUGACCAUUCUUUAGGAGAUCGAGAGAACCAUAUCCGGGAUACGGACACUGACUCUCUCCCAGACGAUGAUAGCAACUACAUCGUGAGCGAGACAGAGGACGAAGAAUCCACAACUAAGGUUGGUCCCGCUCGUGAUGCAGCCAUUCAAUCCGAUGCGAGCCCGUCAGACACAGGCCCUCGCGUGCCUGAUUCAAGCAUCUCAAUCAAUGAUGGACGACAGAUCAACCAAGUUUCUUCGAUUGAGACUGGCGUACCUGAACUUCAAGGCCUUACGGAGCUCUGCGAAGAGACUAAUAAAUUCAACCUUGACAGUUCCACUGCGAAUGUGGAUGACAUAGCGAAUAUGGAAGAGUGGCUGAUGAAGUUUGGCAGCCUGGAGAGUCGACAUAUUGAGUAA